AUGGGUAUUGGAUCUCACAUUGGAGUUGAGGCUGCCAAAGAAAUGAGGCAAGGAAUUGGAGACGCAUCAUCGAAUUUAGUUUCUGGUAUGGAGAAAGUGGCAAAAUCAGGCGAGCAAAUUUCGCAGAAUAUGCUUGUUGGCUGGCGGAAAAAUCUCAAAACUUUACAACGUAUAUCCAAAAAUUUCAAUAGUACAAUUCAUACCACGGUGACAAAAACUCUUCUGAGUGUAGAAAAAGCGAUCGCGCUAGGCGAUAAAGUGACACAAAGUAUGCUGUUAGGUUGGAUGGCAAGUCUCAAAGAGGUCAACCAUCUGGUCAAUACCCUGCCAUACGUUGGGCAGCAUACAGGUGAAUUCUUCGCUUUGAAGGCUGUCGAAAUCGUGUCCAGAGGAGUACACGUUUUACUCAAACAUCCAUUGGCAAUCUUCAUCAUAAUUAUGCUCGCGCUUCUUUUGGCCUUAGUCAAUUUCAGAAUUUUUGUGGUUCUUAUUCGUGAUCCUAUUUUCCAAGCGCUCUCGUUCACUACCGUUUUGGUAUCAGCAGCUUAUCUUUGGGACAAACAAAACAAACUUACUGAGCUACAGAGAGACUCAUCAAAAGCCCACGACUACAAACUACAAGAGCCUCCACAUCACCCUGACCACUCCACUGCUUGUCGAUAUGGAUCAGAUUGUCGUGCCAUAGGAGAUGCCAAACAUGAUGAGAAAUACUCGCAUCCUUCUCCUCGACGAGUGGAUAAACUCACUGCUUGCCGAUAUGGAUCAGAUUGCCAUGACAUUGGAGACGCAAACCAUCGCGAGAAAUAUUCACAUCCGUCUCCUCGACAAGUGGAUAAACUCACUGCUUGCCGAUAUGGAUCAGAUUGUCAUGAAAUUGGAGACGCAAACCAUCGCAAGAAAUACUCACAUCCUUCUUCUCGACGAGUGGAUAAACUCACUCCUUGUCAAUAUGGAUCUGGCUGUCGUGACAUUGGAGAUGCAAAACAUCGCGAGAAAUACUCGCAUCCUUCACCUUCACGAGAUGCUAAGCGUGUUCCUUGCCGAUAUGGAUCCGAUUGUCUUGACAUUGGAGAUGCAAACCAUCGCGACAAAUAUUCGCAUCAUUAA
This is a messenger RNA of Rotaria socialis, 1107 nucleotides long. NCBI's taxonomy places the organism in Eukaryota, Metazoa, Rotifera, Eurotatoria, Philodinida, Philodinidae. The record is from the annotation of a GenBank genome assembly.